This is a messenger RNA of Debaryomyces tyrocola, 3699 nucleotides long. The record is from the annotation of a GenBank genome assembly. NCBI's taxonomy places the organism in Eukaryota, Fungi, Ascomycota, Pichiomycetes, Serinales, Debaryomycetaceae.
AUGUCUCAGGAACAAGCUGUUGAGGAUCCAUACUUGUAUGACGAUGAUUCAGAGAGUAUUACGCCAGAAAAUUGUUGGACAGUUAUCUCGUCGUUUUUUCAAGAGAAAGGGUUAGUAUCACAACAACUUGAUUCAUUCGAUGAAUUUAUUGAAACGACUAUCCAGGAAUUGGUAUGGGAAGAUUCUCAUUUGAUUUUAGACCAACCGGCACAGCAUACGUCUGAAGAUGAUCAUGAAAACAGACGUUAUGAAAUCACAUUUGGGAAGAUUUAUAUUUCGAAACCUACGCAGACGGAAGGAGAUGGUACGACCCAUCCGAUGUUCCCACAAGAAGCCAGAUUGCGUAACUUGACUUAUUCAUCGCCUUUGUACGUAGAUAUGACUAAGAAGGUACUCAAGUCCGAUGAUAACAAUAGGGUGGAUAAUGAGUUGGAAUGGGUGGAAGAAAAAAUCGAGGAUGAAGGUCCACAAACAAAGGUUUACUUGGGUAAGGUGCCUAUUAUGUUGAGAUCUAAGUUCUGUAUGUUGCGUGGAUUAGGAGAGCACGAAUUUUACGAAUUAAAGGAAUGUCCUUACGAUAUGGGUGGUUAUUUCGUCAUUAACGGGUCUGAAAAGGUCUUGAUUGCUCAGGAAAGAAGUGCCGCCAAUAUCGUUCAAGUUUUCAAGAAAGCAGCACCAUCACCAAUUUCUCAUAUUGCAGAAAUCAGGUCUGCAAUUGAAAAGGGUUCUCGUUUAAUUUCUUCAAUGCAAAUUAAAUUAUAUGGUAGAGAUGACAAGGGUUCGUCUGGAAGAACUAUCAAGGCUACCUUACCAUAUAUUAAGGAAGAUAUUCCAAUUGUUAUUGUCUUCAGAGCGUUAGGUGUUGUGCCCGAUGGUGAUAUUUUGGAACAUAUUUGUUACGAUGCAAAUGAUUGGCAAAUGUUGGAAAUGUUGAAACCUUGUGUGGAAGAGGGUUUUGUAAUCCAAGAGCGUGAAGUUGCGCUUGAUUUUAUUGGGAGAAGAGGUGUUUUGGGUAUAAGAAGGGAAAAGCGUAUUCAAUAUGCUAAAGAUAUUUUACAAAAGGAAUUAUUACCUAAUAUUACUCAAGAAGAAGGGUUUGAAACCAGAAAAGCUUUCUUUUUAGGUUACAUGGUUAACAGAUUAUUAUUAUGUGCCUUAGAAAGAAAAGAACCAGAUGAUAGAGAUCAUUUUGGUAAAAAGAGAUUAGAUUUAGCAGGUCCAUUAUUAGCUAACUUGUUCCGUAUUUUAUUCAAAAAAUUAACAAAAGAUAUCUAUAAUUAUAUGCAAAGAUGUGUUGAAAAUGAUAAAGAAUUUAACUUGACAUUGGCUGUCAAAUCACAAACUAUAACUGAUGGUUUGCGUUACUCUUUAGCAACGGGUAACUGGGGUGAACAAAAGAAGGCAAUGAGUUCCCGUGCUGGUGUUUCUCAAGUUUUGAAUCGUUAUACAUACUCUUCUACUUUGUCACAUUUAAGAAGAACCAAUACUCCUAUUGGUCGUGAUGGUAAGAUCGCUAAACCUAGACAAUUACAUAAUACUCAUUGGGGUCUUGUCUGUCCUGCAGAAACCCCAGAAGGUCAAGCGUGUGGUUUGGUCAAGAAUUUGUCUUUGAUGUCGUGUAUAUCUGUUGGUACUUCAUCAGAACCAAUAUUGUAUUUCUUGGAAGAAUGGGGUAUGGAACCUUUGGAAGAUUAUGUACCAUCGAAUUCUCCUGAUUCAACAAGAGUUUUUGUUAACGGUGUAUGGGUUGGUACCCAUAGAGAACCUGCUCAUUUGGUUGACACUAUGCGUAAUUUAAGAAGAAGAGGUGAUAUUUCUCCCGAAGUUUCUAUUAUUAGAGAUAUAAGAGAGAAAGAAUUUAAGAUUUUCACUGAUGCAGGUCGUGUUUACCGUCCAUUAUUUAUUGUCGACGAUGAUGCAGAAUCUGAAACCAAGGGUGAAUUAAAAUUAAAGAAAGAGCAUGUACAUAAAUUAAUUAAUGCCGAAUAUGAUGAUUACGGCGACGAUCCAGAUAGUUUGAGUUAUUCUUGGUCCUCAUUAGUCAAUGACGGUAUUGUAGAAUAUGUUGAUGCAGAAGAAGAAGAAACCAUAAUGAUUGCUAUGACUCCAGAAGAUUUGGAAACAAGCAGAAGUACUUUAUCAGAGUCAGAACAGAAGGAUAUGCAACUUGAAGAACAAGAAGUUGACCCUGCAAAGAGAAUCAAGCCCACGCUUGGAUUACAUACAUUUACCCAUUGUGAAAUCCAUCCUUCAAUGAUUCUAGGAGUUGCGGCCUCUAUUAUUCCAUUCCCAGAUCAUAAUCAAUCGCCUCGUAAUACUUAUCAAUCUGCUAUGGGUAAGCAAGCUAUGGGUGUAUUCUUAACUAACUAUGCUGUGAGAAUGGAUACAAUGGCUAAUAUCUUAUACUAUCCACAAAAGCCAUUGGCCACUACUAGAUCUAUGGAAUACUUGAAGUUCCGUGAAUUACCAGCUGGUCAAAAUGCAAUUGUUGCUAUUGCAUGUUACUCUGGUUACAAUCAAGAAGAUUCGAUGAUUAUGAACCAGUCAUCAAUUGACAGAGGUUUAUUCAGAUCUCUUUUCUUUAGAUCUUAUAUGGAUUUAGAGAAAAGGCAAGGUAUGAAAGCUUUAGAAACAUUUGAAAAGCCUACAAGAUCAGAUACCUUGAGAUUAAGACAUGGUACAUAUGAGAAGUUAGAUGACGAUGGGUUAAUCGCUCCUGGUGUAAGAGUAAGUGGUGAAGACAUUAUCAUUGGUAAGACAACUCCAAUUCCACCUGAUACAGAAGAAUUAGGUCAAAGAACCCAAUAUCAUACAAAGAGAGAUGCUUCGACACCUUUAAGAAGUACAGAAUCUGGUAUUGUGGAUCAAGUUCUUUUGACUACUAAUGGGGAUGGUGCUAAAUUCGUAAAGGUUAGAAUGAGAACCACAAAGAUUCCACAAAUUGGUGAUAAAUUUGCCUCUAGACACGGUCAAAAAGGUACAAUUGGUGUCACAUAUAGACAUGAAGAUAUGCCUUUUACGUCGCAAGGUGUUGUUCCAGAUUUGAUUAUCAACCCACAUGCUAUUCCAUCUCGUAUGACAGUUGCCCAUUUAAUCGAAUGUUUAUUAUCUAAAGUUUCUUCAUUAUCUGGGCUUGAAGGUGACGCAUCACCUUUCACCGAUGUUACUGCUGAGGCGGUUUCCAAAUUGUUGAGAGAACACGGUUAUCAAUCAAGAGGAUUUGAAGUUAUGUAUAAUGGUCAUACAGGUAAGAAAUUAAUGGCUCAAGUCUUCUUCGGUCCAACUUAUUAUCAAAGAUUAAGACAUAUGGUCGAUGACAAGAUUCAUGCUAGGGCUAGAGGUCCAGUUCAAGUUUUAACAAGACAGCCUGUCGAAGGUAGAUCGAGAGAUGGUGGUUUGCGUUUCGGGGAAAUGGAAAGAGAUUGUAUGAUUGCUCAUGGUGCUGCAGGUUUCUUGAAAGAAAGAUUAAUGGAAGCUUCUGAUGCCUUUAGAGUUCACGUAUGUGGUAUUUGUGGUUUGAUGUCUGUUAUUGCUAACUUGAAGAAGAAUCAAUUUGAAUGUCGUUCCUGUAAGAAUAAGACGAAUAUUUACCAAAUUCAUAUACCAUAUGCAGCCAAGUUAUUAUUCCAAGAAUUAAUGGCAAUGAACAUUUCUCCUAGGUUGUACACUGAAAGAUCGGGCGUGUCAAUCCGUGUCUAA